Messenger RNA from Sphenostylis stenocarpa, 834 nucleotides. The record is from the annotation of a GenBank genome assembly. Lineage: Eukaryota; Viridiplantae; Streptophyta; Magnoliopsida; Fabales; Fabaceae.
AUGUUUACGCGUAAUUUCCCCUCCAACACGCAUCUCCAUUCUCUGAUACACAAAUUCACUUCCAAAUUCCAGAUACAGAAAGCACCAAACUUGAGAAGUCUCUUCAGUUCCCAACCACCUAAAAUGUCCUCCAUGGCUUUCUCCACCACUUGCUUCACGCCCCUUCAUGAUUUCACUCAUGCCAGAACAAACCCACUAACGUCUCCCUCUGUUCCUUUCAUCAAAUCCUCCUUUGCUUCCUCUAACUCAACCUUUUUCCAUCCUGCCUUUUCCCUACAAACAUCAUCCACUUUUCCCAAGCUUUUCAUAAAGCCUAGGUCUUUCUCAGUUCAAGCAAGAGCUGCCACAGAAAAAACCAUUUAUGAUUUUACUGUUAAGGAUAUUGACAGAAAGGAAGUCUCUCUUAGCAAAUUUAAGGGGAAGGUUCUGUUGAUUGUCAAUGUUGCUUCACGAUGUGGUUUGACAUCAUCGAAUUACUCGGAGCUGUCACGUUUGUAUGAAAAGUAUAAGAAUCAAGGUUUGGAGGUUCUAGCUUUCCCAUGCAAUCAAUUUGGAAUGCAGGAACCUGGAUCAAAUGAAGACAUUAAGCAGUUUGCUUGCACUCGAUUUAAAGCUGAAUUUCCAAUUUUUGACAAGGUGGAUGUCAAUGGACCAUUUACGGCCCCUGUGUACCAGUUUCUGAAAUCAAGUGCUGGAGGCUUUCUGGGUGAUCUAAUAAAGUGGAAUUUUGAGAAAUUCUUGGUUGAUAAAAAUGGUAAAGUUAUUGAAAGAUACCCACCAACAACCUCACCUUUUCAGAUUGAGAAGGAUAUUCAGAGGUUACUUGCUGCAUGA